UAUUUAUUUCUUCAUGACUCACUGACUCACUCUCUCUGUUCUAGUCACAAUAACAAUGGCAAAGAAGGAGUUGUUGAAGGAAUAUGAAGGUGAUGAGUCCAACAAGAAGGAAGUGACUCGUAGUGACUUCCCUCCAAACUUCUUCUUUGGCGUGGCCACUUCUGCCUAUCAGGUGGAAGGAGCCUACAAGGAGGGUGGUAGGGGUCCAAGUAUUUGGGAUGCUUUUUCACACACUGAGGGAAAGAUCAUUGACAAAAGCAAUGGUGAUGUGGCAGUGGAUCAAUAUCAUAGAUACAAGGAAGAUGUUGAACUUAUAGCCAAGUUGGGAUUCGAAUAUUAUCGCUUUUCCAUAUCAUGGUCUCGUAUCUUCCCUGAUGGUUUAGGAACCAAAAUCAAUGAUGAAGGGAUUAAUUACUACAACAAUCUUAUUAAUGCUCUUCUUGAAAAAGGUAUCCAGCCUUGCAUAACUUUGUACCAUUGGGAUCUUCCUUUGCAUCUUCAUGAGACAAUGGGAGGGUGGUUGAAUAAGCAAAUUGUAAAAUAUUUUGCAAUCUAUGCAGACACUUGCUUUGCAAGUUUUGGUGAUAGAGUAAAAAUCUGGAUUACAAUUAAUGAGCCCCUUCAAACUGCUGUGAAUGGAUAUGAUGUGGGGGGAUUUGCUCCUGGAAGAUGUCAAGGUUCUUCAAUAGAACCAUAUUUGGCUGCGCACCACCAGAUCUUGGCCCAUGCAGCAGCUGUUUCAAUAUACAGAAGCAAGUAUAAGGACAAGCAAGGGGGACAAGUAGGCUUGGUGCUAGACUGUGAGUGGGCAGAGGCUAAUUCAGAAAAAAAUGAAGAUAAAACUGCUGCAGCAAGACGUCUUGAUUUUCAGCUUGGAUGGUAUCUGCAUCCAAUAUACUAUGGAGACUAUCCUGACGUUAUGCAAGAAAGGCUUGGAGAUCGGCUUCCCAAAUUUUCAGAGGAAGAAAAGGAUUUGCUUAGGAACUCAAUCGACUUUGUUGGUCUGAAUCACUAUACAUCAAGGUUUAUUGCUCAUGUACCAGAUAGCCCUGAAGAAGGUGAUUUCUAUAAAGCCCAAGAGAUGGAGAGAAUUGUUGAAUGGGAAGGGGGUGAGAAAAUUGGUGAGAAGGCAGCAUCGGAAUGGCUUUAUGUUGUUCCUUGGGGCAUUCGGAAGGUUCUCAAUUACAUAGCACAGAGAUACAAUAAUCCUCCAAUAUACGUGACUGAGAAUGGUAUGGAUGAUGAAGAUAAUGAAACUUCUCCACUUCAUGAGAUGCUCGAUGACAAAUUGAGAGUUGUUUACUUCAAAAGAUACCUUGCUGCUGUUGCUCAGGCAAUCAAGGAUGGAGUAGAUGUCAGAGGAUAUUUUGCAUGGUCAUUACUAGACAACUUUGAGUGGGCUCAAGGUUAUACCAAGCGUUUUGGUUUGGUUUAUGUUGAUUACAAAAACGGGCUCUCUCGGCACCCGAAGUCUUCUGCUUAUUGGUUCUUGCGGUUCUUGAAAGGUGGUGAAGGGAAAAAUGGCAAGAAAGACUAAUUGACUUGUGCCAGUCUUCAAUUAAUUUUUGAAGCACAUAUAAAAAGCCUGGUCUUACAAAUUGUCCAAACCUAUUUGUGCUUAUUAAAAGUGUUUGCAAUUGAGUUUUUAGCCAUAAAGGACUUUAGGAUUUGUAAACUUGUGAUCUUCAUAUCCUGUCCAUGCAAAGAGAGAAAAAGUUUGCCUUAUAUCCUAUAUAAGUUAUAUCCCGUCCAGUACUAGUGAUGGUUCCCAAAGUGAUGGUAUCCAAUACACUUGUGGACCAAUGUGCAAAUUGUGGCUAAAUGUAUAUCUCCAUAGAACUCUUAAGAGCCUUUUUGGGGUGUAAUCCAACUUUAACCUAUUUGAGUUUUUGGCUUUCUUUUUAAUACUAUUUAUAAGUUUCAUUGUACUA
Messenger RNA from Quercus robur (English oak), 1931 nucleotides. RefSeq names its product beta-glucosidase 42-like. Gene Ontology annotation, molecular function: beta-glucosidase activity. The record is from RefSeq and is a predicted model, not a curated record. Lineage: Eukaryota; Viridiplantae; Streptophyta; Magnoliopsida; Fagales; Fagaceae. Gene Ontology annotation, biological process: cellulose catabolic process. Bases 56 to 1537 code for a protein of 493 amino acids. The transcript is spliced from 13 exons.